Molecule: messenger RNA, 2211 nt
Organism: Chaetura pelagica (chimney swift)
Lineage: Eukaryota; Metazoa; Chordata; Aves; Apodiformes; Apodidae
Gene: TMCC1
Product: transmembrane and coiled-coil domain family 1
Exons: 4
Coding region: 1-1932 (643 amino acids)
Biological process (GO): endosome fission; endosome membrane tubulation; endosomal transport
Cellular component (GO): endomembrane system
Source: RefSeq, a predicted model, not a curated record
AUGGAGCCCUCUGGCACUGAACAGUUGUGUGAUGACCCUGAUCCUGGAGGCAAAUCCCAAGAUCAAGAGACCAAAAAGCAACAUGAAUCAGAGCAAAAAUUAUCCAAAAUAACCCAUAAUGCUUUGGAGAACAUUAAUGUGAUUGGUCAAGGCUUGAAGCACCUUUUCCAGCAUCAGCGCAGGAGGUCGUCAGUUUCUCCGCAUGAUAUUCAGCAAGCUCAGGCUGAUCUGGAGCCUGACAUGGAUUUGGAAAGCCAAAGCGUCUGUGCUGACAUUGAUGGUGUCUCCACCCACCCUACAGCUCUGAACCGGGUGCUCCAGCAGAUCAGAGUGCCACCUAAAAUGAAGCGAGGGACGAGCCUGCACAGCAGGCGGGGCAAGGCAGAGGCCCUGAAGGGAAGCCCGCAGAUCAGCAGGAGGUCUGCCCAGGACAUGCAGUCAGGUCGGCCCAGAUCAUCCUCGACUACAGAUGCUCCCACAAACUUGUCCGUGAUGGAGAUUGCUUCUUCUAUCUAUGUAGGUGGAGAGGAGGCCACAGCAGCAGCAAUCGAGCGGUUGGAAGUCAGCAGCCUCGCCCAGACCUCCAGCGCUGUGGCCUCCAGCACUGAUGGCAGCAUCAAUGCAGACUCUGUCGAUGGGACCCCAGAUCCUCAGCGUACGAAAGUGGCCAUCACACACCUGCAGCAGAAGAUACUGAAGUUGACCGAGCAGAUCAAAAUUGAACAAACAGCCCGAGAUGACAACGUGGCAGAGUACCUGAAGCUGGCCAACAAUGCAGACAAGCAGCAGAGCGCCCGCAUUAAGCAAGUGUUUGAGAAGAAAAACCAGAAGUCGGCCCAGACCAUCUUGCAGCUGCAGAAGAAACUAGAACACUACCAUCGAAAGCUGCGAGAAAUUGAACAGAAUGGGAUCCCUCGGCAGCCAAAGGAUGUCUUCAGGGAUAUGCACCAGGGUUUGAAAGAUGUGGGAGCAAAAGUCACUGGCUUCAGUGAGGGAGUUGUAGACAGUGUAAAAGGUGGGCUUUCCAGUUUCUCCCAAGCCACGCAUUCAGCAGCAGGAGCUGUGGUUUCCAAACCCCGGGAGAUUGCCUCCCUCAUACGGAACAAGUUUGGGAGUGCAGACAACAUUGCUAAUCUGAAAGACUCCUUAGAAGAAGGCCAGGAAGAUGGGACAGGAGGGAAGGCUCUAGGUGUUAUUCAGAACUUUCAGUCAAGCCCAAAAUAUGGCAGUGAAGAGGACUGCUCCAGUGCCACAUCGGGCUCCGUGGGAGCCAACAGCACAACAGGGGGCCCUGUGGGAGCUUCCAGCUCCAAAACAAACACUCUGGAUAUGCAGAGCUCAGGGUUUGAUGCAAUACUGCAUGAAAUUCAAGAAAUUCGAGAGACACAGGCAAGACUGGAAGAAUCAUUUGAGGACCUUAAGGUUCGCUAUCAGAGGGAUUACUCAUUAAUAAUGCAGACUCUGCAGGAGGAGCGGUACAGAUGUGAAAGACUGGAAGAGCAGCUCAAUGACCUGACUGAGCUCCACCAGAACGAGAUCCUCAAUUUGAAGCAGGAGCUGGCCAGCAUGGAGGAGAAGAUCGCCUACCAGUCUUAUGAGCGAGCCCGGGACAUCCAGGAGGCACUGGAAGCCUGCCAGACCCGCAUCUCCAAGAUGGAGCUGCAGCAGCAGCAGCAGCAAGUGGUGCAGCUGGAGGGGCUGGAAAACGCCACGGCCAGGAACCUUCUGGGAAAGUUCAUCAACAUCCUCCUGGCUGUCAUGGCUGUUCUCCUUGUCUUCGUCUCCACUGUGGCCAACUGCGUGGUGCCCCUCAUGAAGACUCGCAACAGGACGUUCAGCACUUUAUUUCUCGUGGUUUUCAUUGCCUUUUUGUGGAAGCACUGGGACGCCAUCACCGGCUACUUGGAACGGUUCUUGUCUCCCCCCAGAUGAUGGUGGCAGGACCUGGCUGCAUCCUCCUCCUCCCGGCACUCUCGGUGAGCAAGCGUGGCAAAGAUUAGUCAGCAGCUACUCUGCUGAAGUUUUAAAGUGUCCGAGUGAAUUUGUUUACAUUUAGAAUAAUGUUUUUUCUCUGCGAGAUGCAUUGCAAUAGUAUUUUUUAGAUUUUAUUCAAGAACUCUUUUUUGGCGAGAAUCCUGGAUAAUUUUUAUGUAGCAUGGUUCUCUUUGGAUGCAAAUCUUAAGAUUCUCUGAAGUGUACAAAAGAAAUAAA